Molecule: messenger RNA, 1550 nt
Organism: Babjeviella inositovora NRRL Y-12698
Lineage: Eukaryota; Fungi; Ascomycota; Pichiomycetes; Serinales
Product: S-adenosylmethionine-dependent methyltransferase
Exons: 1
Coding region: 56-1117 (353 amino acids)
Source: RefSeq, a predicted model, not a curated record
CUGAUCCCUUGCUCUGACCGAAGUAUAUUCCAAUCUACCUUUCCAGCAGCUUUCAAUGCUAAAGGACUACAUAGACUACAGCGGCCUAGCAUGCCUCUCUCUGCCACAAGAGGUCGGCCACGACAUUUCCGAUGUCGUAGCCAACCAUAUCAUGGACCUAUAUUCGUCUAACCAACCAGAGGACUUGGGCUUGGGCUUCAUCUCCCCGCGUGAAAAGCAGCUUCACCUUGCACUUGGCCCCGAUUUUGAGUUAGAAAUCGACCAAUCCCCGUCCUUGUUGGCAAGCUCUUCGUCGAACUCAAACUCCAACCCGAGAAACCCUUCCAACAGCACCACUGGGUUUGUAUGCUGGAAGACAUCUCCUUUGUUAGUCCAAUGGUUGUUGUACAGCGAGAUAUGUCCCUUUAAAACACUCUUCUUUCUCCGGCCCGAAAAAGCCAAGCUUAAAAGUGUAAAAAGCAGACAGAACAGGAAAGCCACUAAUACCAAAUUUAUUGAUGUUUCGCUGGACCAACCGAGGAUCACCAUCGUGGAGCUAGGCUCUGGUGUGAGCGGGAUACUUGGAUCGACCAUUGGCACGCUACCGUCAACUCUGCAUUUUAUCGCUACUGACCACCAACAAAGCAUUCUUAAAUUGUUGCGGUCAAAUAUCCAGCAAAACGUUACUGGAAGGUACACCUCAACAACGAUGGAAACGAAGGUUAUCCCGGAAAAGGCUAGGAGUGCACCCGGUAGUGGUGUUUCCGCCAUUGACGUAGUAGAAUACGACUGGGAAGACGACUCGGUCGACCCUGUCCACGAAAUCAAGGAUACGCUCCUUCAGGGGCAAUUCCCGGACUUGAUCAUGGCUUGUGAUACAAUUUAUAACGAGUAUUUAAUUCCCUUCUUCACUGACAGCUUGUUAAGAUUAAUGGGGGGCACUACCGUGGCUAUCCUAGCGCUUCAAUUACGAGACAGCGACAUGGUCGAGGCUUUUGUCAACUGUUUAGUGGAAAAGGGGGGUGAAGCCGGGGUUGAGGUAUACUAUGUGAAGGAUGAGUUUUUGAGCGAUGAGUUAAAACGCGGGUUUGUUGUGUAUUACCUUGAGAGGAAAGAAGUUGAUCAGGAUGCCUUGUAAACAUAUGCAAGGCUUAUGCUUAUGGCCUACAGAUCAAUUACGGAUACAGUGUUAACGGAUAAGGGACAGCCACAGGUGUCUGAUCCGCCUUGAGGAGUGUCCAUUCGAAACAGCAAAGAUAAAGAAAACAAUUGACUUGAAGACAUCCUUAUCAAUCGAAGCAGAAUCGAGUAACGGUAAAUACCAAGCAUUAUGCAGGAUCUAACGUGGACCAAGCCUGAAGAAGGUCAUUAAACAUGCCUUUGUGAAUCGCAAGUGUACCCUGGUAGGAAUUUUAUACCUUGAUUGGAUCAGCAUACAGGUGAAUAAACUGCAUUCGGCUUAUAUCCCAGGGUGCUAUAGUAAGUCAAAGUGUCGAAAUAUUGUAGGAGCGUGAAGGUGCUUGUAAUAUCAUUAGGCAUUCCAAGAUAAAGCGUGAACACCACAAGCAAUA